Molecule: messenger RNA, 1073 nt
Organism: Colletotrichum phormii
Lineage: Eukaryota; Fungi; Ascomycota; Sordariomycetes; Glomerellales; Glomerellaceae
Product: carbon-nitrogen hydrolase
Exons: 1
Coding region: 42-1034 (330 amino acids)
Biological process (GO): oxaloacetate metabolic process; L-glutamine metabolic process
Cellular component (GO): mitochondrion
Molecular function (GO): omega-amidase activity
Source: RefSeq, a predicted model, not a curated record
CGCCGCUUCGGAAAGCACUCAGUUCUCUCUCACAAUAUACAAUGCGCCUCGCCCUCCGCACCCUACGCACCCUAUCAUCAACAAUCACCAAACUCUCCGCGCACCGCCUCGUUGUCCCCCUUCGCAACGUCCGCAACAUGUCGUCCUCCCUCCCGUCCCCGCUGCUCAAGAAGCCUGUCAAGCUCGCCUGCAUCCAACUCGCCUCGGGCGCCGACAAGGCCGCCAACCUCGCCAACGCGCGCGCCAAAGUCCUCGAAGCUAGCGCCGCGGGAGCCAAAAUCGUCGUUUUGCCCGAGUGCUUCAACUCGCCCUACGGAUGCGACUAUUUCCCCAAAUACGCCGAGACGCUGCUCCCGUCGCCGCCCUCGAGGGAACAGAGCCCCAGCUUCCACGCGCUGGCGGCCAUGGCGACCGAGAGCGGGGCAUAUCUUGUGGGUGGCUCCGUGCCGGAGCUAGAUGCUGAGACGGGGAAAUUUUAUAACACGAGUUUGAUCUUUUCGCCCGAGGGAAAGCUGUUGGCGACGCAUCGCAAGGUGCAUUUGUUUGAUAUCGAUAUCCCGGGCAAGAUUACCUUCAAGGAGAGCGAGGUGUUGAGCCCGGGGGACCAGGUUACGGUUGUGGAUUUGCCAGAGUACGGACGUAUUUCGGUGGCCAUUUGCUACGACGUGCGGUUCCCCGAGCUGGCGGCCAUCGCCGCGCGCAGAGGGUGCUUCGCGCUCGUGUACCCCGGCGCGUUCAACCUGACGACGGGGCCGAUGCACUGGCGCCUGCUGGGCCAGGGAAGGGCGGUGGAUAACCAGAUUUACGUGGCCAUGUGUAGCCCCGCGCGGGACAUGGGCGCGACGUACCAUGCGUGGGGACACUCGCUGAUUAUCGACCCGAUGGCGAAUGUGCUUGUUGAGGCGGAGGAAGGGGAGGGGACUGUUGUGUGCGAGUUGGAGAAUGGUACGAUUGAGGAGGCGAGGAGGAAUAUCCCUAUUAAUACGCAGAGGAGGUUUGAUGUGUAUCCUGAUGUUAGUCAGGGAAAGGUUUGAAGAUGGCGAUGUGGACUAAAUGAGUCUUUUUUUUUUUUU